AUAGCACAUGUUGUUGUAAAAACUAUCUUCAUACCGUUGACUGGAAAAACAAGUCGUGAUGAAGCUCAGCCAAGAAUUCCAGCAGCUAUGUCAUGACUAUGUCGUCUUCACCAAAUCCAUGCUUUUCAUUCUAGGGCUCAUAUUCAGCUACAAGUUAGUGGAGAACUCAUUUCUGAGCGUCUUGAUCACUCAUCUCACCGAUGCGUGGGGGGAGAAUGAGAAGGACCUCCGGAAAGCCGCCAUGGUCGUGAAUUUGCAAGAGGCAACGGGAUCGGUUUCAGUAGUUUUGUUCGUUUAUCUAGCCGAUGUUCAUACCGGCCGCUUCAAAAUGGUGGCUUUCGCAACUGCGUUUUGCAUCGCUGGAUUGUUGCUCAACUUUGCGUCAACUAGAAAUGAGGAUGAUAAGGAGGUUAAAUGGGGGCUAUUCUACCUUGGGCUGGGGUUAUUGACUUUUGCCCCAGCGGCAUUGUCAGUGACGCUUGAAGUGUUUCUUGAGGAUCAGCUCCGGCCUAAGGAUACCGAUCAACUCCGCCCUACGGAUGCCGAUCAGCAUGAGGAUCAGAGAAAUCAGCUCCAGCCUACGGAUGCCGAUGAUCAGCGUGAGGAUCGGAGAAAGCGACGCACAAACUUCUGGUGGAAAUUGGUUUCCUGUGUGGCAGCCAUCUUCUCUAUGUUUGGACCAUCAUUUAAUGCACAAGUAUUAGCUGGUGUGAUGGGGGUUUGCUUCUUAGUGUUCUUGUUGGGUAGCAAUUACUACCACCAUGAAAGAAAAAUCGAAAACCAAUUUAAAGAUGUCGGAAUCGUCCUCGCAAGAGCCUACAGAAACAGGAAUGACGAGUAUCCACAAGGAUCAUUCAACAAUGAAACGCAGAUCCCGCCCCGCCUUUGGGGGUUGAGGUGGGUAGACAAGGCGGCAAUUGCGCAUGGAACGGAGACAGGCGGUUGUAGUGAUGUACAAGUUGAAAAAGUGAAACGUUUGAUUAAGAUGCUUCCAAUGUGGUCUUGUUUCCUCACUUUAAGCCUGGUUGCUGCUUCUGGCAGCACCUUCUUCUUCGAGGAAGCAAGUGUUAUUGAAGACGGUGGUGUUAUAAACAACGAUAAUAAAAUUCUCAUCCUCGCCAACGUGGUUCGAUUCACAAAUUUUAUGGGGUCAGUAAUAUCCAAUUGCAUCAUCACUAAACUUAGAGACAGAAUGAAAUUCAACCAACAGAGGAUGGAGCUGGUGAAAAUCGGCAUGGGGAUGUUGUGUUGCGUGCCGUGCUGCAUCGUUGCUUGGCGGCUUGCAUCACUCAGGCGGAAUUACUAUAUUAACGUAUAUUGGCUAACACCACAAUUUAUUUUACUGGGACUAAUGCAAGGGCUCUCUGAAGAUGGCCUCGAAUCGUUUUAUGAAUCGCAGGCUAGUAAGAGUUUGUUGAGUUUUGGGCCGCCGUUUGGAGAGUUGGUGAUGGGGAUAGGUAAAUUUAUGAGCAUGCCUUGCGUUCUCAUCUUCAGCAUGAAAUCACUUGGAUGGUUCAAGAAGGAUAUACAUGCCAGUCGCCUCGACAAGUAUUAUAUUUUUCUGGCUGUUUUGAGUCUCCUGAACUUUGUGUUAUAUUGUUUUUUCGGGUGGUGGUAUCGAAACGACACUUUCCUAGCGAGAGACGAGGAAAUGGGUGAGCAGAGUGAAGUGACGAUCACUUUGGGUGAAGGUGUUGAGCCUCGAUCCGCUGAGGGGCGUCACGUCUCUCAGCGAUCUCUCUCUCGUCGAUUUGUUUCUAAGGGGAAGGAGAGCGACCGUGGUGAAGCUGGUAAUGCUACAGCAGAUAGGUCAGGAAUAGGGGAAGAAGAGGAAAGCGGAAACACAUGAAGAUCCACUCUUGGGCUCUACUAGUGAACACAUCUCUUAUCAAUCUGAUUCCAAGCCUAGUGAGAGCAGCUGUGGUGAAGUUACGGCAGAUGGCGAAGAAGCAGAGGGGGAAACACACGAAGAUCCACUCUUGGGCUCGUUGGAUAAGUCCACUAGGAAUACUACUAUGAAUAUUUAUGCGGUGCUGCUCGUAGUCACGUUGAUGACACGUCUAUCCUCAAGAGCGGCUCGCAAGCGCUCCAAGUCGAAGCAUGAGUAGGUAUUUUUGUUAAGGCAGUUCUCUGGGAAUACAUUAGCCUAACCUUAUAUUUCAUAUUUUUCAGACUUAAAUUUAUGGAACAUUAGUUUUAUUAUCAUCAUGUGAUAACUAGUUGAUAAUUGGAUUUUUGUUAUUUGUAGCAA
This is a messenger RNA of Salvia splendens (bonfire salvia), 2251 nucleotides long. RefSeq names its product protein NRT1/ PTR FAMILY 5.11. The record is from RefSeq and is a predicted model, not a curated record. The transcript has 4 exons. Gene Ontology annotation, cellular component: membrane. Bases 59 to 1849 code for a protein of 596 amino acids. Gene Ontology annotation, molecular function: transmembrane transporter activity. NCBI's taxonomy places the organism in Eukaryota, Viridiplantae, Streptophyta, Magnoliopsida, Lamiales, Lamiaceae. Gene Ontology annotation, biological process: transmembrane transport.